AUGGAGCUGCUGUGUGGAGAUGGAAAUUUGCAGCAGACACUUGCUAAUCCUUUCGAAGAUGUAGUAAAUUGCGAAGCAGAUGUAGAAGUCGAGAAGUGGUUGAAUUACCGUGUUGAUUGGGCUGAGGUUGUGAAACAGCAGAUCACCGACAAAGAUGAGCGUAACGAAGUUCUGGUCAAGUUGACCAUACGGAAUCGGGAGGGAAAAUCGGUGUGGAAUGUUGAGCAGCUCUGUCAGUACAUUAAUGUUUGUAAGUGGUUUGCCGAUUUUGGACAGGAAGCGUUCCCAAACUUGCAAGAAAUUGGCUAG
Molecule: messenger RNA, 309 nt
Organism: Phytophthora nicotianae INRA-310
Lineage: Eukaryota; Oomycota; Peronosporomycetes; Peronosporales; Peronosporaceae
Exons: 1
Coding region: 1-309 (102 amino acids)
Source: RefSeq, a predicted model, not a curated record